AUGCGCGCCCUGAUCGUGCUUGCCAUGCUGGUGGCAGUGGCCAUCGCCAAUCCGAUAGUUAACAUUCGCGUCAACGUCGACAGCCCGAACGGUGAGGUCCCACCGGGCCAACCGGGACCGGGACCGGGACCCAACCCCGACCCGAAUCCGCCACCGAACCCGGAACCGGAGCCAGAGCAGCCACCACCGCAGCCCUACACCAAGCAGGACCUGAAACGUGCCGUUCCGCUGGACGAUGGCGAUGUCGAGGUCGUGUAUCCGGGAGCGCCGGCCCCGGAAACGCUGGUCAAUAUCGAAGUUUUCGUCAACAACCGGCGUCAGGGCGACUUCCCGAUCAAUCCCGACGUUCCCAACAUUCCUGACGUUCCCCCACCGGUUCCGUACUAA
Anopheles cruzii is the source of this 387-nucleotide messenger RNA. RefSeq lists its product as uncharacterized. Lineage: Eukaryota; Metazoa; Arthropoda; Insecta; Diptera; Culicidae. The coding region runs from base 1 to 387 and encodes 128 amino acids. The record is from RefSeq and is a predicted model, not a curated record. The transcript has a single exon.